This is a messenger RNA of Ostertagia ostertagi, 339 nucleotides long. Lineage: Eukaryota; Metazoa; Nematoda; Chromadorea; Rhabditida; Trichostrongylidae. The record is from the annotation of a GenBank genome assembly.
AUGGGCUCACCAGCACUAGAAGCGAUGAGUCCUAAUUCAACAGUUCGUCGAAUUCGCAAGGCAGACGCUGUCGGAAGAUUGCGAGCUCGUUCUGAAUAUUACUUAUGGUUUUUUGGACACAUCCAUGUCAAGGCUUGGUCAGGAAGAUGCUCCGCCACUCGCGGUAGCGCUGGGCCUAUGUGUGAAGUGUUACCGUCGAUGGAGAAGCACAGAAUGUGUAGACACCUUAAUGGGCCUGAUUGCUUUGCGUGCAAUAGACGGCGUUUGGCAACGCGAGAGCAUAACUCCAGUGCGAUGUACAUUGCGGAGUCUGCUUCUUCUUCCAUUUCUCCUCAGCAU